Pantherophis guttatus is the source of this 3693-nucleotide messenger RNA. RefSeq names its product potassium voltage-gated channel modifier subfamily S member 1 (gene KCNS1). Gene Ontology annotation, molecular function: protein binding; delayed rectifier potassium channel activity. The record is from RefSeq and is a predicted model, not a curated record. Lineage: Eukaryota; Metazoa; Chordata; Lepidosauria; Squamata; Colubridae. Gene Ontology annotation, cellular component: voltage-gated potassium channel complex; membrane. Gene Ontology annotation, biological process: action potential; protein homooligomerization; potassium ion transmembrane transport.
UGCUUUUCUCUUCGCUCGUUGAUUUCUUGGGCCAGACCCAAAUCCAGCCGAGGUUUCCUCGGAGGCUUUUCCGUCUCCUCUUCUGCGUCUUUGUCUCAGCUCGGAGGCCAAGCGACGCGCGUAAUUAAUUGCCUCGAGGCCGAGUGGCCUUUAUGCGCGGGAGGAACUGGAGACCCCCGGAGGCAGGGACGACGCGCUUGGUCCGUCCUCCCCCUGGGUUCCAGAGAGAAAGUCACCAUCCGGCAACCUCCCCCCGAUUUGGAAAGGAAGAAAAGCCACCGCCGCCUCUUCUCCCUCCCUCUUUCUGGCGAGCAACAAAGCGAACAUUUGUCGACGGUGCCUGGACGGGGUUGCGAGAGGGAGCCUCUCUCCGGCGGCGUGGCCCUUCACAUCUUCAGAAGCGGCUUGAGAGCGGCGGCGGCGGCGGCACCACCAGCACUCCGUACGGGAUCCCCACCUCCCCACCCCCGGGAUGGCUGGAGGUGAUUCGGGAGCCGCGCAAAGACUGAGCUGCAGGCGCCUUCGGCAUCAAAAAGAGGGCGCUGGGCUGCUGCAGCGCUAAGUCCGCUUCCAGUCUGGAUCCGGGAGAAGAAGAGCGAAAGGACCGGGCGCCUCCCAGCCAAAAAGUCGCACAUGGCUCAGGCGGAGCGCGGUUCUGGCGGGGUGAGUUCGUCGCUGUUGCUGCCUCCCGGCAUGUGCGCGCUACGCUGCGUCCGGAGUCCUUGGCCGGGGCGCAGCGGCUGAAGGCACCUGCCGUGCCUUAGAGAGACGCUUAGAAUCAGACAGCAUACAAGCUUCAUAAAUGAUAAUGAUGAUGAUGGUGAUGAUGAUGAUGAUGAUGAUGAUGAUGAUGAUGAUGAUGAUGAUGAUGAUACAGCCCAGAUGUGUUGACACACUUCACAGAGAAUUGGAGCAAGCCCCUAGUAUCUGUAGCUGUGUUUCAAAAGCACUAAACUGCAUUAUGCCACUGUAUUAUGCCAUGUACGGAUACACACAAAGAUGUUCAAUGCAGAUACACAUACAGUCCCUGUGUAGAAUUUCCCACUCGAUGAGGGGAAGUUGGAGAUUAUAGACAAAUAUGAAUAAGGGCGUGGACGUAGCCGGCCCACGGGAUGGGAGUGUGACAGCCCUGACAUAGAGUUUCACCCAUUGAUGAAGCGUUGUCUGCAGGCCAAAUUAGCCCCAUCUCUACUGAUCAUGGUCAACAGGAGAUUAAACUAUUGGGAUUCUGAUUUUGAGGAUGAGAUCAUCAAUAUCAAUGUUGGGGGCUUGAGAAGGAGACUCAGUUCUAGUGCCCUCUCCAAAUUUCCUGACACUCGGCUUGGACGCUUGCUUUCCUGUGAUUCUGAAGAGUCCAUCCUACAGCUGUGUGAUGAUUAUGAUGUGAGUGCCAGGGAAUUCUACUUUGAUCGGAAUCCUGGCUUCUUCCUAUACGUGCUCCAUUUUUACCAGACUGGCAAACUACAUGUUAUGGAGGAACUAUGUGUCUUCUCCUUUUGCCAAGAGAUAGAAUACUGGGGCAUUAAUGAAUUCUUUCUGGAUUCCUGCUGCAGCUAUCGCUAUCAUGAAAGGAAACUGGAGAGACAUCAUCACAACUGGGAUGAGGAAAGUGAAGUUAGCAGUGUGGAUACAUCCCCAGAUGAGAUCUUAGAUUUCAAUCAUGACCUGCUUCGCUACAGUACACUCCGCUGUGGCAAUCUGCGCAAGCGCCUUUGGCUCACCAUGGAAAAUCCAGGAUACUCCAUCCCAAGCAAACUCUUCAGCUUUCUGUCUAUCAGUGUUGUGCUGGUUUCCAUAGCUACCAUGUGUAUUCACAGCAUGCCCGAGUACCAGCAGCUUGACGAGGAGGGCAAGUUGAAGGAUGACUCUGUGUUGCAAAACUUGGAGUAUUUCUGCAUCUCCUGGUUCACAUUUGAAGUUACUGCCCGCUUGCUUUUGGCUCCAAACUUGAGGAAAUUUUUCAAGCAUCCCCUCAAUCUGAUUGACAUUAUCUCAGUGUUGCCUUUCUAUUUCACCCUCUGGGUAGAUGUGACCACGAAGACAGAUUCAGAACUGGGAAAUUUGGGUAAGGUGGUGCAAGUGUUUCGUCUUAUGAGAAUAUUCCGAGUGCUGAAGCUGGCAAGGCAUUCAACAGGCCUGAGGUCUUUAGGAGCUACCUUGAAGCAUAGCUACAGAGAAGUGGGAAUUCUUCUCCUAUACUUGGCUGUUGGGGUGUCUGUUUUCUCUGGAAUAGCCUACACUGCAGAAAAGGAGGAAGAAGUUGGCUUUGACACUAUUCCCGCUUGCUGGUGGUGGGGGACAGUUAGCAUGACAACUGUAGGCUAUGGGGAUGUGGUACCAGUGACUGUCGCCGGCAAGCUAGCAGCUUCUGGUUGCAUCCUGGGUGGGAUUUUGGUUGUGGCACUGCCUAUCACUAUCAUCUUCAAUAAGUUCUCCCAUUUCUACCGCCGGCAAAAGGCCCUUGAAGCUGCUGUGCGGAACAGUGACAAGAAAGAACCGGAGGACUCUGAGAAUUACCCAAGCCAAGAAUCUGAUGCUUUCAGUGAAGUUUACCAGAGAGAUGAAGAUCUCACCAGGAACAUCCUUCCAGUCUACUGAAUGAUUGGGAAUUGAAGACUUACGUACUGUAUCUGGUGUCAGAAAAAAGGCAUGUUGGUAGCAAGAUGAUCAACAAAACCCUUAACUACACCAUUAUGGAUUUAUUCAUUAAAAGUGAUCUGUUCCAAAAGCAUGUAUGGAGUAACCUCUUACUGAGCCAUUGCAGAAUACGCACUGACCUUAUGCAUCUGGAUUUUCAGCAUUCUUCCAAGCCAGUAUACAUUAUAACUAAUUCAAAUCUCAGUUUGCCAAGAGACAUCUGGAGCAAAAUGGACAAAAUAGUUUUAAGAUUCCAUCUGUAUUCCAUUCCUUCAAUGCAACAAAAGAAAGAUUCAUCAACAUAAGCUUUUCUGUCUGAGUAUUGUACUGGCAAUAAUAGUCUUAGUAUCCCACAUCCCACACUGUAAUUUACAGGCAGACAUCCAAGUACCUGGUUUGGGCUGGAAACUCAAGUUUGGAAUCUAAUAAAUAUGCAAAUUAUACUUCUAAAAACACAGCUUUAUUUCAUCUGACAUUCAGUAGCUGCAGCUAAUCUUCACCACAUAUCCUGGGUCUACAUGCAACCAAAUAUUUCCAUACUGUAUGUUAACUUUUUCAUAUUCAGUAUUGUUUUCUCCCCCAGACAUUUCAAUGUUCUGAUUCAUAAUUUAUCUUCAAAGAUUGCCAAAGAAAUGAAAUACUGAUUGUAAAGUUAUAACAAAUAAUGUUUGUGGCUUCCACAGAACUGAGAUUGUGAAAGAACUUCUAACUUGCCUUAUAAAUGUCUGUCUGAUGGAAACCAUGGAAGCUACCAGCAUAACCUAGAAAGAUUUCAAAUUAAUCCAAAGCUGAUAAAAGAUAAAUAGGAGAGAUUGUAAUGGCUGAUGUGCUGAAGAAGGAUUGGAGCACAAGUCAUGAUCAUGUUACAUAAUUCUCUAUGGCUGAUUUUGCACUCCCAACUCUUAACAAAUCUAUGCAUGAUGUAUAGGAUGGUAUAAAUAUUUUCCUUCCCUUUCCUGCUCUCCCAUUUCCUUCUCCACACCUUGUUCUCAUUGCCAUCCAAUAAAAUUCUUUGAUGGUAAACUCAGGAUACACAUUAAAAGGAUGUACUUCUUC